AUGGGGCCUGUGACAUCACUUCCUCCGCCAGGGGCGGAGUGGAAGGCGGCGGGCGGAAGGGAGGGGGCCAGUGCGAGUGAGGAGAAGUUCUGCGUCCGCCGCGACUUCUCAUUGGCUCUCUGCUCCGCAGCCUACAAUGAACCUGCCGAUUGGCCUCAGCUGGGUCCGCGCUGCCUUGUGAGAUCCAAAGGCUGCUCUUGGGAAUGUGUGAAGGCUAUUGGGUUCAAGGGAAGCAUCUGGAAAGGGGAGUGUGAAGUAAGGGGUGUGCUGCUGGAGCCCUGGGAGGAGGGGGUUGGGCAGCCGCUGCUGCUGCCGCUGGUGGUCCCUGUGCUUGAAGUGCCGGGUGGUAUCGGAGUCCAUGCGCCCAAGGCUUGCUACUCUCUCCUACUGCGAAGAUGCCCAGCACCUAGCAACAUUUUCUGGCCCAGCAGAGGGGGCACCAAGAACAGCAGCCUUUCAAGACCCUGUAGGAGGCAAUGUGGGAAGUCCUGCACAGGCACAAGCGCAAGCGCCAGUAGCUUUUGGAAACAGUGGAGCUACAGAUCAGCUGAAAGAACUGUGACCCUGAGAAGGAUGAACGCUUCUUGGGCACUGCCAUCUGAAGUUUACUCCCUGGCCCAUGUUCUCCACAUGUGUCCUGGGGGACCAGCAGCACUGGGAUGAGGUCAAGGCUAUGGGUGUCUCCCACAUGGACAUCAAGGUGCUGAAGAAAUUUGGCAAGAGCAAGACACUCGACAAGUAUGAUGCCUUUUUGGCCUUAGGGUCUCUGAUCAGGCAGAUCCCACAAAUCCUGAGCCCAGGCCUAAAUAAGGAAGGGAGGUUCUCUUCCCUGGUGACGCACAGUGAAGACAUGGUGGCCAAAGUUGAUAAGAAGUCCAAAAUCAAGUUCCAGAUGAAGAAGGGGCUCUGUCUGGCCAUGACUCUUGGCCAUGUCAAGAUGACAGAUGAUGAGCCUGUGUACAAUGUCCAUCUGGCUGUCAACUUCCUGGUAUCAUUGCUCAGGAAGAAUUAGAAGAACAUCUGGGCUUUAUACAUCAAGAACACCAUAGGCAAGCCCUAGUGCCUAUAUUAGGGCAUAUUCUAAUACAUCUUAGUGCCACAAAGAGAAAGAGGAAGAGAGAGACAGAUGAACAAAGGGAGAGAGACUUGGAAUUCAGCAAUCUCCUUUCUAGACAAGGGCUCCUCCUCCUGACAUCACAGAGAUGUCUGAUGUUCUAGGAGUCUACGGGCCCAAGAGACCUGGGUUCAUCCAUCUGGUUGGAGAAGGACAGCAAUUCUACAGAGGGACCUACCAGGAAAAGCUGGUAACUUCCAUCUUGUGGCUUAAGGUGGUGUCUCCAGCUGCCAUCAUCACACCCAGGAGAUUGUAACCCAUGGAAAGGGAAGAAGGAAGAAGUGGAGGGCAGGCCCAUUCCUUUAAGAACAUGAACCUGCCAGGCACGAUGGCUUAUGUCUGUAAUCCCAGCACUUUGGGAGGCCAAGGCAGGUGGAUCACUUGAGGUCGGGAGUUCGAGACCAGCCUGACCAACAUGGAGAAACCCCGUCUCUACUCAAAAUACAAAAUUAGCUGGGCAUGGUGGCACAUGCCUGUAAUCCCAGCUACUUGGGAGGCUGAGGCAGUAGAAUUGUUUGAACCUGGGAGGUGGAGGUUGCAGUGAGCCGAGAUGGCGCCAUUGCACUCCAGCCUGGGCAACAAGAGCAAAACUCUGUCUCAAAAAAAAAAAAGUAACUACAUGAGGUGAUGUGAUGGAUGUGUUCAUUAGUUUGAUUGUGGUAAUCAUUUCACAAUGCAUACAGAUACCAAAACAUUACAUUGUACAGCUUAAAUACUAUAUACAAUUUUUAUUUGUCAAUUAUACCUCAAUAAAAUUGGGGGAAAAAAACCCACAAAGAAAUGGCACAAUGUGUCUAGCUGUGCUGAGCCCUCAAGAACAUGACCUAAGAGUUGCAGUUAUCUUCUCACAUCCGUUUUGCGGGCAUUUUGUCACAUGGCUAUGCUUAGUUGCAAGGGAGUUUGGGAAAUGUAGUCCUUUUUAUGAGCAGCCAUGUCCCCAGCUAAAAUGUGGAAGGAAAGGAUGACUUUGGGGGGAAAAUUCCUGGCUCUGCCGUAGUCUCCUAAGAGGUUUUCCUAUUUCUUCUCUGCCCCCUACAGGUUGUUCUAAACACAGGAGCCAGAGCAGGAUCGUGUCACUUUUCUGUGUAGAAACUUCUAAUGACUUCCUGCCUUACUCAGAAAGAAAUCUAAAAUCCUUACUAUGGACCACAAGGCCUUGCAUAAUUUGAGCACCGAUUUCUCCCUGAUCCAUAUCCUACUUCUUUCACCUUUACUACCCCACUCCAGUCUCACUCACUCCACUCCACACCUUGCAAAAUACCCCACCUCAGAGCUUUUGCAGCUGCUGUAUCCUCUGCCUGGAACAUUCUUCCCCCAGACAGCUGCAAAUGUGGCUCCUUCACUUCCUUUCGGAUCCUGCUCAAAUGCCACCCACUCAGAGGCUUUUCUUGGACCCCAUUCCCACCAUCCUCAGCCCCCUUACCAUCUUUUGUUUUUCUCUGAGGUAAUGAACA
Messenger RNA from Callithrix jacchus (white-tufted-ear marmoset), 2568 nucleotides. RefSeq lists its product as uncharacterized. Lineage: Eukaryota; Metazoa; Chordata; Mammalia; Primates; Cebidae. The record is from RefSeq and is a predicted model, not a curated record.